This is a messenger RNA of Frankliniella occidentalis (western flower thrips), 1788 nucleotides long. RefSeq lists its product as uncharacterized. The record is from RefSeq and is a predicted model, not a curated record. The transcript is spliced from 2 exons. Bases 134 to 1651 code for a protein of 505 amino acids. Gene Ontology annotation, molecular function: protein binding. NCBI's taxonomy places the organism in Eukaryota, Metazoa, Arthropoda, Insecta, Thysanoptera, Thripidae.
UUGCAGUGCAGACCAGUCAGAGUCCAGUAGUCAGUCAAGUGCGCCUCUGGUUCUGAGCAGCUCCGGACCAACUACAAUCAACUCACCCCACACUCACUGCCAAGGACGCGGUUUACGUCUCUCGUGCGGCUCGAUGGCAUCGUUCGUGCUGACCCUGGAGCAGCUGCCGGACGACGUGCUCGUGUUGGCGAUGCAGCUCUUGUCCGUGGAAGACAUCCUCGCCUGCCGCCUCGUGUGCAAGAGGCUCUGCGGCCUGGCCCUGCACCCGGACGUCUGGCUCCACCGAUCGCUCAAGGACGACGAGCCGCGCGCGGACGCGGUGCUGCACCUGGCCCCGUGCCUCGAGAAGCUGACCGUCACGGGCCGAGUCCCGACCUUGGCGGUGACCACGACCAGGUGCGCCGUGGCAAGUUUGGAACUAAAGAAGAACAGCUAUAGAGAGUUCCGUAACGCCGCGGAGUACGCCUUUGCCGUGCGGAACCAGGAAUUCCUGGGGCGUCUUAAGAAACUUGAACUUGAUAUAUAUGGGGAGGCUAACGCAGACGUGCUGUACAGGACUGUGGCAUCGUGUUCCGGCUUGGACUCGCUCACUGUCGUUUUCGGUCCCCAAACCACCCACCCUGUUGUUCAUGGGCCGCCCAGCUCGUCGCUCACGAUUUUCAGGUGCGGGGUCAGUGCAAACUCGACGUCCUUUGUGAACACCAUACUGGCCGGGCACGCGGCUACCCUGGAAAAGGUUGAGAUAAACAACGCAAGAAUUGAACAAUUUGACGUGGGGGAGACUACGACGGCAGACCUGUUAGCCGCCAUGCCGAGACUCCGAAGUCUGCUAUGCGACAGUACGUUUUGUGGGUUUGAGGAGGUUGCGGCGUGCAAAACGCUGAGAGACGUGACCAUUGAACUGUGGAUUUGCUCCGGUGAUUUCGGCAGCGUUGCAAAGUUCCUCCGCCGAGCCAAACAAUUGCAACGUGUCCGCCUGGAGAACGGCACGGGAGUUUCCAUCGGCGAGCACGGCGCGGCGUUAGUCGACGCUCUGGUUUCGUCCGGGUGGUCCCACGUAGAGCGACUGGCCCUUUAUGAGCUCGAGGACGCACAGCCGCUGCUCCGCGCGCUGCCCUCGCUGCCCGCCCUUCGCCACCUGGACUUGGUGAACGCUGAUACCGAAGACGAAGACGAGCGAGGUCUUUUUUAUGAGUUCGAGGCGUUCGAGGACGCACGGCCCUUUCUCUACGCGCUGCCCCCGCUGCCCACCCUUCGCCACCUGGACGGGGUGGACGUGCUGCUCAAGAGCAUCACCCCCGUCACGGCCCCGGCGUUGAGGCUGCUGGAGAUUGAGGUCGUGAGCGUGAAGUGCCCCCACGCCUGGAUACACAGGGCAGCCGUCAAGGCCGCGCUGAUGGCGAACCCGCUGCUGCACAUCCAGCUAUGGUGCUACCCUACUCGAAGGCCAGCGCCCCAAGAGUGCGAAGUGUGCGAGAGAGACUGUCAUCAAGGUGUAAAGUGGCACGAAGUGAAGAAGAUAGGCCUCUACUCACAUGACCCUGAAGAGUGUCCCUCUCCAGAGGAUCUCACUCCAACUAACGACGACAACAACUGGAGGAGGUCGUUAUUCGAGCGCCCUAACGUCGCGUGUACGUGGAUCCAUAUGUAAUUUAUGAACUUGUGAUUGAUUUUGAACUUAUGCAACUCUUAGUUUUGUUCUGUCAGACAUGUUCAGGAAAUAGGUCAAUACUUUCAUCGUUUUGUAUUGUUCAUCAGGUUCUUUCAACUCUUAAUAAAUGAGCAGUG